Candidula unifasciata is the source of this 177-nucleotide messenger RNA. The record is from the annotation of a GenBank genome assembly. NCBI's taxonomy places the organism in Eukaryota, Metazoa, Mollusca, Gastropoda, Stylommatophora, Geomitridae.
GUUUGGUUUCAAAACCGUCGAACAAAAUGGAGAAAGAAGCACGCUGCAGAAAUGGCAACUGCAAAAAAGAAACAAGAACAAGCAGAAGAUAUGGAAGGAAAUUCGGAACCGGAAGAUGAAAAUGGUGAUCACGUGCUGAAAGGCGACUGUAACUUUCUUGAUGGCGUCGAUUUAUAA